AUGCCAGCUAUGAUGGGAUCUUGCGCCCUCCCCUGGAACCAAGGGGAGAUAGCCCUCCAGCGCAUACUUCAUGUGCCACCCACAGAGAACCCCACUAGUACAUUCCUCUCUCAAUACGGACAAUCCAUGGUAUCCCGCGCCCCGUUGAUAGGUCUUGGAGCAUUAGAUGCUAACAGUAGACCAUGGUCAACAGUAUGGGGUGGAGAGACUGGGUUUUCGUCUGUGAUUGAUAGCGAUAUUGUGGGUAUGAGAGCUCUGGUUGAUAGAGUUCAUGAUCCAGUCGUCCAGAGUCUAUUCGGGCAUUCAGAGGAAACUGGCUCUAUUAGAGUAGAUGGUCAAGGUAAGAUGAUAUCUGGAGUUACUAUUGAUCUGGAAAAUAGGAAAAGGGUCAAGUUAUAUGGAAAAGUCAUUAUGGGCACGUUGGAGGAUCCAGAAGGAGAAGAUGAAGGAGGGCGAGGGCUUGUAGGAAAACGUGGCCAUGCUCAAUUAGUUGUCAAAAUUGAGGAAAGUCUAGGAAACUGUCCCAAAUAUCUCCACAAGAAGCACAUAAUCCCUGCUUUACCUCAACCAAAACUCAUCUCGACCUCCCCUAAGCUCCCCCCUCAAGCAAUAGAACUCAUCAACAAGGCAGAUUGCUUCUUCAUAUCCACCUACCACCAGAACACAGACAUGGACACAAACUACCGCGGUGGACCCUCAGGCUUUGUUCGAAUAAUCUCAAACCAACCCGAAGGAGCCGUGCUCGUAUAUCCAGAGUACUCUGGCAACCGUCUCUACCAGUCACUAGGAAAUUUGAUGAUGAACCAUCAAGCGGGUCUUGUGAUCCCGGAUUUUGAGACUGGUGAUGCGGUUUAUAUGACUGUUACGACGGAGAUUCUUAUCGAUGACGAAGCUGAUGAAGUUUUAGAAAGAUCUAGCCUUGCAGUGAAGAUGACUGUUGUAGAAGCGCGGUAUGUCGAGAAUGCAUUAGGAUUUCGAGGGAUACCAGUUGAUAAGUCGCCAUAUACACCUCCCGUUCGAUAUUUGAGGUCAGAAAAGGAGCAGACGCUCUCGACCACGACGGCAAAUGAGGGACAGACUUCAGUUCAUCUAAUAUCGAGGAAGAUACUGAGCCCUUCUAUCGCUAGAUUCAGGUUCAAGCUUUCCAACACCGGUGGGACUAUACCUGCAUAUAAACCAGGCCAAUACGCAGUCUUCUCUUUCAAAGACGAACUCGAUAUCGGUUACAGUCAUAUGCGUGAUGAUGACCCCCUGAGUCUCAACGAUGACUACAUCAGAACAUUUACGGUAUCCUCUUUUCCAGGAGCAAAAACCCUGCCAGAAGAUGAGUUUGAGAUCACAGUGCGAAAGAAUCGUAGCGUGACUUCUCAUCUUUUUCGGUGGAAUCCUCGCACACAACUCAAGGUUCCAAUGUUAGGAUUUGGGGGAAGUUUCAAGAUUGACACAUCAAGUAUAGGGAAGGACGAGUUUGUUCCUUUUAUAGCUGGAGGGAUAGGUAUAACCCCUUUAGUGGGGCAGUUACCUGGUGUCGAUAUAUCGCGUCUGCGGCUGUUGUGGUCCAUAUCAGCGAAUGAUAUCGGCGUUGUCAAGGAUGUAUUCCGACAGUUCCCUGAAUUGCCAGAAUCAUCGACGUUGUUCAUUACUCAGGUAGACAAGGUGAAAGAUGAGGAUUUCCUCAGGAGCUUGGAAGAUAUUGAAGCUGCUGGAGCAACGAUUGAAUGUCGUCGGAUGAGUGCGACAGAUCUGAAGGAUAUUCCAGCGGGUACGUUUUACCUGUGCUCAGGUCAUGCUUUGAAAACAUUAGUGUUGGACUGGUUGAAGGGCAAGAAUGUCAUUUUUGAAGAUUUUACAUACUAAGUAUUGAAUUAGAUUUAGGUGUGAAUAAGUUGUCUGCUCGCGCUGCGCAGAGA
Talaromyces stipitatus ATCC 10500 is the source of this 1910-nucleotide messenger RNA. Its product is annotated as oxidoreductase, FAD-binding, putative. The coding region runs from base 1 to 1857 and encodes 618 amino acids. Gene Ontology annotation, molecular function: oxidoreductase activity. NCBI's taxonomy places the organism in Eukaryota, Fungi, Ascomycota, Eurotiomycetes, Eurotiales, Trichocomaceae. The transcript is spliced from 2 exons. The record is from RefSeq and is a predicted model, not a curated record.